Molecule: messenger RNA, 2391 nt
Organism: Fukomys damarensis (Damara mole-rat)
Lineage: Eukaryota; Metazoa; Chordata; Mammalia; Rodentia; Bathyergidae
Gene: Themis
Product: thymocyte selection associated
Exons: 6
Coding region: 309-2210 (633 amino acids)
Biological process (GO): T cell receptor signaling pathway
Source: RefSeq, a predicted model, not a curated record
ACUGCUAACAGCUUUUGUCUCUUGCCUCCUCUUCCUCCUUACCCUCUCUGCACUGUCCUCCAAGCACCCAGCUGCUCCAGCCUGGUUUGGCUCCCGCAGAACGUCCUGCCUGCCUGAUCCAGGAAGAGCUAUGAGCAAGGACGUCCACCGCAGAGAAGGACCUGCCCAUCCUGGUUAGACUCCGGUGUGACACCCGCCUGCCUGAGGGAGGAAUUAUGAGCAAGGACCACAACUGCAGACACAGAGUCGUACCCAGAACCCACGCGUUGUGCUAAGAACCAAGUCUCUACACCACCCAAACCCGAGCAAUGGCAGUAUCUCUGGAAGACUUUGUGCGGUCCCUUGACCUCAGGACCCUGCCCAGGGUCCUGGAAAUCCAGUCAGGCAUCUAUUUCGAAGGUUCUAUUUAUGAAAUGUCUGGAAAUGAAUGCUGUUUUUCAACAGGAGAAGUGAUUAAAAUCACUGCCCUCAAAAUUAAGAAGAUCAUAGCUGAAAUUUGUGAAAAUAUUGAAGGUUGUGAGUCUCCACAAUCAUUUGAACUGCCAAUGGAUUUUCCAGGUCUCUUUAGGAUCGUGGCUGAUAAAACUCCCUACCUUACUAUGGGGGAAAUUACAAGAACAAUCCAGAUUGCACCUGGCAGACGAGGGCAUCCUUGCUUCUAUCACCAGAAAGACAUAAACAUGGAGACUUUCACUAUAAAGCAGGGGGAGCAAAUCACACUCAACUCAGUUGAAGACAUUAAUGGAGAAAUAAUGGUGAACUGUGGCAUAGUAAGGAAUCACCAGAAUCACUCGUUUACUUUGCCUGUGACUCAAGAAGGAGAAUUCUAUGAGUGUGAAGAUGAACAUAUUUAUACACUAAAAGAGAUUGUCGAGUGGAAGAUUCCCAAGAACAGAACCCGAACUGUGAAACUUACAGAUUUUGCACAUAAGUGGGAUUCCUCAAUUCCAUUCCCUGAAGACUUUGAUGGUGCACUGAUUCUCAAGCCUGUUUAUGAAAUACAGGGUGUGAUGAAAUUUCGGAAGGACAUAGUCCACAUUCUCCCCAGCUUAGACGUUGAGGUCAAAGACAUAACCGACUCCUGCGAUGCCGGCUGGUUUCUUCAGCUGUUAUCUACGGAAGACCUCUUCGAAAUGACUGGAAAAGAGUUUCCCAUCGUGGCGGAAGUCAUCGAAGCGCCUCAAGGAAACCAGCUGCCCCGAGAUAUCUUGCAGCCUGGAAGAACCAUCGUGAUCCAUCAGAAGUACCAGGCGUCACGGAUCUUAGCCUCAGAAAUUAGGAGCAAUUUUCCUAAACGACACUUCUUGAUUCCCAGUAGCUACAAAGGCAGAUUCAAGCGGCGCCCUCGAGAGUUCCCCACGGCCUAUGACUUGGACAUUGCGAAGAGUGAGAAGGAGGCCCUCCACGUAGUGGCCACCAAAGCCUUCCCUUCCCCGCACGAGGAGCUGUCCUCUGUGUCUGUUGGGGACCAGUACCUAGUGCGUCUCUCAGAGACGACUGAAGUCCUCUGUGAGGGAAGAAAGAGAGGGGUGAAUUUUCUGGCCUGUGAAAAAAUUCUCACAACAUCCUGCGAGGCAGCGCGGCUCCCUCUGGACAUGGAGGGAGGUUUCGUCGAGGUGAUUCACGACAAGAAGCAGUACCAGAUUUCGGAGCUCUCUAAGCAGUUCCGCCUGCCCUUCAACGUGAAAGUGUCGGUAAGAGAUCUUUCCAUCGAUGAGGACAUUUUGGCUGCAACCCCAGGACUGCACUUGGAAGAAGCUAUCUCAGACUCUUACCUCCUCAUUAGUGACUUUGCCAACCCCAAGGAAUGCUGGGAGGUUCCCAUCGGCCGCUUGAAUAUGACUUUUCAGUUAGUUAAUUAUUUGUCCAGGGACAUGCAAUCGGGCACAGUCAGGGCUCUGGUAGAAGAGAUUACGGAAGAACAGUAUUACAUGAUGCGGAGAUAUGAAAGCUCUGUCUUGCACCCCCCGCCUCGUCCUCCCAAACAUUCCUCAGUGAAGGACACCCAGUUAACCCUGCUCACCUUAGCAGAAGAGAGUACAGCACACCGGCCUUCAUCUCCCCAGAGUCACAGAGGAGACGCGGCCAAGAAGCCACUCUCGCGCCGAGCUGACCUGGAACCAAGAGCCCCUGAUGGCUGUCAGGAUGAUGUGCCUGACACCGCGAGAGACAGGAGCAAGCGCAGAGCCCCGAGGCUGCCGGCCCAGUAAAUCUUCAAAAAUGAAAAAACAUCAGUGAUACCAAGACAUGAAGAAAUUCCCCUGGGCAGUGAACUUAAGUCGAAGAGAAAGUCUAGGCUUCUCUCUGAAAAGCUGUUCCAUGGUGAGCUCCAGGAGACUCAAGAAUUGACCAGUGCCAAGGAAAAAACAAUCUCAAAACUUUAACAGAUAA